Molecule: messenger RNA, 1014 nt
Organism: Eutrema salsugineum
Lineage: Eukaryota; Viridiplantae; Streptophyta; Magnoliopsida; Brassicales; Brassicaceae
Exons: 2
Coding region: 1-1014 (337 amino acids)
Molecular function (GO): catalytic activity
Source: RefSeq, a predicted model, not a curated record
AUGAACAAGACUUGUCAAGGAUGGAACUUUACAUCCAACCAUCUCUCGGAUGCUGAUGGUCGUAUCAUCCUCAUCUGGAAAUCACCAGCUUCCUUGCGUGUGAUGCACCAAUCCAGUCAGUCUCUCACUUGUGAAGUCCUUCUCCCCAAUGCAACCCAGUAUGUCUUCACUGCUGUCUAUGCCUCAAAUCAAGGGAGUGAUAGAACGGAUCUAUGGGUUGAGCUUCUGAAUUUGCAACAAACCUACUCUCUUCACACUUGCCCUUGGGUUGUUGGUGGUGAUUUUAACCAAAUCGUUGACCACUCUGAGCAUUCCCUCCCGUCUGUCAAUGCAAACGAUUCUAGUAUGCAUCAAUUCAGAGACUGCCUGAAUCAAAUGGGGCUCUUUGAUCUAAGAUCCCAAGGGCCGACUUUCACCUGGAGCAACCGCCAACCCCUGAAUCCUAUUGCAAAAAAGCUUGACAGGCUGUUAGUAAACAACCACUGGAUCAACCUGUUUCCCGAUAGCAUUGCCACCUUUUACCCUCCCCUUAUCUCUGACCACUCUCCUUGCCUCCUCGACCUUUUCCAUCUCCUUCCCAAAGCUGGAACCCGUCCCUUCAAAUUCUUCAACUACCUAACCAAACACCCAAAGUUUCAUCAAACAGUUGUUGAGGCAUGGAUUCAGGCCGGAAGCAUUGCAAAUAACCUAUCAGCGUUAUGCUAUAAGCAAAGGAUCAUUAAGAGAAAUCUAAAACUUUUAAACAGAGAGAACUUUUCACAAAUUCAGGUACAGUCUCUUCAAGCUCCGUCUGCGAUCUCUUUCCAACAUGAACGAGACAUUAGCACUCGCUUGAACUUCCUAAAAGGGAUAGAAGAAAGCUACUUUCGCCAAAAAUCACGGAUUAAUUGGCUUCGAGAUGGUGAUCAGAAUACAUCCUACUUCCACAACAUCCUCAAAGUCCGCACAAAUGCAAACUCUAUCAAAUCUUUCCUACUGGACAACGACGUCCUCCCACCAAUCCACAAGAAAUGA